Messenger RNA from Papaver somniferum (opium poppy), 2777 nucleotides. RefSeq names its product peptidyl-prolyl cis-trans isomerase A1-like. NCBI's taxonomy places the organism in Eukaryota, Viridiplantae, Streptophyta, Magnoliopsida, Ranunculales, Papaveraceae. The transcript is spliced from 8 exons. The record is from RefSeq and is a predicted model, not a curated record. Bases 1789 to 2553 code for a protein of 254 amino acids. Gene Ontology annotation, molecular function: peptidyl-prolyl cis-trans isomerase activity. Gene Ontology annotation, biological process: protein peptidyl-prolyl isomerization; protein folding.
CGAAGGAAACAAACCCUAAAUCAAAACCACUAUGAUUUCCCCCAUCAUCACUAGCUAAUCUUCAAUCCACCGGCCUUAGAGAUGUUAUAGAUUUACUUUCAGCUAUUAGUUAUGCGGUAUGAUCAUGGUUUCUUCUUCAAUUUCAUCGAUGGUUGUUCUUUUUUUUUUUUUUUUUUGGGUUCCUAUUGAUGCUUUGUUCUUGAGAUCUCGAUGGUGACGCUUAUAUCAUCUCAAUCGAUUGUUGUUAUUCAAUCUGCAACAACCAUUUUCUGGAUCUACCUCAUAAGAUGUUCAAUGGAAUAAAUCUUCAAAUCUACAACAACCAUUUCUGGAUCCAUAUCAAAGAACGUUUGCUGGAUUUAAUGAUCAAUUCGUCGCCUUCUUCAGUUAAUUCGCCAGAUUAUCAACCGACUUCCAAGUUCAGUAGGGAUUCUGUUUCAUGAGAAUCAGUCUUGGGAUCGACUUGUCUCAGCAUCUUAAGGUUUGAUAUGCAUAUGGCUAUAGAUUUUAUUGAAUUAUGUGAAGUCACAAGGUUUCGAAAGGAGCAAUUUGAUUCUGCUAUGUUGAAUGUGAAUACAUGCAGCAGCUCAAUCUUCUUUGCAUAUCCUGCAUAGUUUGCAUCAGCUCCAACAGCAACAACAAUAGACAACAACAACCUUUCCUUAUUUGGAUGCAGAAUGGUUUACUCUCAAUAAAGAUUAAUUCUACAUGUACAAUUGAUGGACUGCAGAUGAACUUAAGGGAGAUGGUUGCUUAAUCUUAUAUCUGACACAACAUCAACCAAUUCAUCAAUUAUAUAUGAGUUUAGUCGACACCGCUUUGGAUUUCCGAAUUUCAGCCACGGAAGAAUGACUCUUCAUCAUCACAAAACCAUGAUCAAGAAGAAUGAACUCUAGUAGACUAUUUUGAGUUCUAAUGCCACAAAUCUAGCUGAAGUAGCUCGGUAACUUUAUGCAUCUCCAUGGGCCGAUGGAUAAUCCACCUCACUUUGCAUCUAUACCUUACAAGCGUAGUGUUUUCCAGUUAAAUUACCCCAGUUAGUUUAAUUGUGUUUGUAGUUUCUUUUGUUUUGUUAUUUCACUUCUUAGAUUAAAUCUGUAAUAUCUUUAUUAGCACUAAUCCAUCAAGGACAAGGCUUAGUUUCUACUCCAAGGCUUAAUUUGAAGUUAUGGAUCAAGUCGGAAAACAAUGGAGUACACAGCUAUCACUCGGGCAGGUUACCCAGCAUCAAGAUACAAAGGCCUUACUAGCAACUUCAAUCAAUUGCAUCGAACGCCUCUACCAACACCUGAGUUUUUAUGGAUACUUUCGUGUCCACCAACAAUGCAACUUUUCUUGUGGAAAGCAUUGACCAAAGGCCUUUCGACCUCCGAUUCCAACAUCCGCCAUCGAUGCAACUCCUAUCUGAAGAUUGCUAUUCUGAUCCAAUAUCAUGUUACAGUUGAUUCAUGAAUUAUCAACUUAAUUGUACUCAAUGAAUCUUGAGGUAUCUUAUACCCUCGCGUAAUAGUUUAUUAGUUAUUUAAUAAAAUACAUGUUUCAAAAAAAAACACGGAGGAUGGAUUUUUUUUUAUAGAAAAAUUGUUACUACUUAACGGGAGAAUCUUAGGAAACCGUUUAUUUGGAAUAUCCACACGAGAAAUCCUUUUUUAAUGCGCACCUAGCGCAUUUUAACUGCCCCUUGACCCUUGUUUAAAAGUACGCUGAAAAAAGAAAACCAUUUUCUUAUCCGUUGAUUUUUAUCAUUCUUCACCUACUCGAGCUUCAGUUUCUAUCUACUACUCCGCCAUGGCAACUUCUUCUGCUUUCUACACUCCUUCCGUUUUUCAGCAAAAAUCAAAUGUUGGUAACCUAAAAAUGGUUUCCCCUAUUAUUACAUCAUCAUCAGUUAAUUUUGCGGGGAAAAGAAGUUUGUUAUCAUCUGGUUGUUCUAGAUAUGCUUCAGGAGGACUUCAAAUCAAACAGAUUUCUAAUGUUAGUACUCCAGUUGUUGGACACAGGAGGAUGGUGUGUACUAAUGCUGUUGCAACUAAUUUACAAGCAGAAGUCACAACUAAGGUAUUCUUUGAUGUAGACAUUGGAGGAGAGCCAGCGGGUAGGAUUGUAAUGGGUUUGUUUGGGAAUGAAGUUCCAAAGACUGUUGACAAUUUUCGCGCUUUGUGCACUGGAGAGAAGGGUUUUGGUUACAAAGGAUGCUCGUUCCAUCGUAUUAUCAAACAAUUCAUGAUUCAGGGUGGGGACUUUACUAAUGGGAAUGGAACUGGAGGAAAAAGCAUUUAUGGGAACAAUUUUGCAGAUGAGAACUUCACCUUAAAGCACGUUGGACAGGGAGUAUUAAGCAUGGCAAAUGCAGGCCCUAAUACCAAUGGGAGCCAGUUUUUCAUUUGCACUGUUAAGACUCCAUGGUUGGACGGCCGCCACGUUGUUUUUGGACAUGUUAUCGACGGCAUGGAUGUCGUCGAGACGCUGGAAUCACAAGAGACUAGCAGAGGAGACACCCCCAAGGUGCCAUGCCGGAUUACCAAUUGUGGAGAGCUGCCAUUAGAUGCUUGAUAUCUCUUUGGCUAAAUUUUGCUUAACUAGGUUUUUUUCUUUAUUUCGAUGUUUAUUAGUUAAAAGCAUCAGUUAAUGAUCACAUUUCAGUUAAGAGUUAAGAAAAUCUUGGGUGAAAAGAGAGAUGUAAUAUCAUUUUGUACUGUAGGCGUUUUAUGGAAUCAUGCACGACUCCACAUACAAAUAAAUCCAAGCAUAUGGUACUGUAUGCAAUUUCUAAGUAA